This is a messenger RNA of Scylla paramamosain (green mud crab), 1161 nucleotides long. RefSeq lists its product as uncharacterized. NCBI's taxonomy places the organism in Eukaryota, Metazoa, Arthropoda, Malacostraca, Decapoda, Portunidae. The record is from RefSeq and is a predicted model, not a curated record. Bases 145 to 705 code for a protein of 186 amino acids. The transcript has 9 exons.
CGGAAGGAUAAUCGCUGGAGUAUAGCCACUACUUGCGGAGAUGAAAAAAAAUUACACGUUCACCAAGAAAAACCGAAGUGGAGGAGGAAGGCAGAGCGCUGCGGCGUGACGUGACGCCACAGGUUUCUGCCGCUCGCCGCCUAUAUGAGCCGCGUGCCGCAGCCCUGCAGCACACAGCACACCAGCAACUACUACUCUUCACAGUACUACACCGCCGCCAUGAGAGUGUCUGUUGCCCUGAUGUUGAUGGGAGCGGUGCUGGUGGCCAAUCUGCUCAUCGUCAACGCAGCCCCCAGCCUCUACCGGAGUCUGAACGUGGACGAUGCCGACAAUUCUGACAGCAACGAUAGUACUGCGAGCCUCGCCAAGCGGAGUGUGAAUAUCGACAACAGCAGCGAUGAUGACGAUGACGAUAAGAGGAUUGUCAAACGGAGUGUGAAUAUCGACGACAGCAGCGAUGAUGAUUCCGACGAUAAGAGAAUAGUCAAACGGAGUGUGAAUCUCGAUGAUGAUGAUGAUGAUAGUGAUGACGAUGAUGACGAUAAGAGGAUUGUCAAACGGAACGUCAACCUCGAUGACGAUGACGAUGAUGAUGAUGGUGACGAUGACGACGAUAAGAAGAUUGUCAAGCGGAAUGUGAACCUCGAUGACGAUGACGACGACGAUGACGAUGACGAUGACAAGAAGAUCGUCAAGCGGGCUUAAAGAGACGGACAACGCCAUGUGGACUUCACCAUCUCAUCACACUUAGCGCUCCCCUCGUCACCUGACCUAAAGAAAGGAGGAGGAGGAGGAGGAGGAGGUGUGUCGUCCCCGCAGUCCUCCUAACUCAUCAUAACGACCAUAACUGUAAAACGACCUUAUAUUCUGUUGCCUGUGUCCUUGUCUUGUGUUUCAUAAUUAUGUUUUCUGUCUGUCUUUCCUGUUAUUAGUUUUUAUUUUAUCUGGUGCCUCUCAUCUCUUAUCGUUAAUUGAGGUGUACUCUCUCUCUCUCUGAAAGUACUGCCUCUUUCUCUUCAAGUUGUGGUUCUUUCUUCAGAGUUAAGCUUUUUUUUGUUAAGGUUUAGAAAAAAAAUAAGAUUGUAAUGACUGUAGCCUUGGAAGAUUACUACUAAAUUUCCAUAUAUUCAGAAUUCUGUAUCAGUAAAGAUAUUAACGUAA